Molecule: messenger RNA, 2486 nt
Organism: Onychostoma macrolepis
Lineage: Eukaryota; Metazoa; Chordata; Actinopteri; Cypriniformes; Cyprinidae
Product: NLR family CARD domain-containing protein 3-like
Exons: 8
Coding region: 222-2486 (754 amino acids)
Source: RefSeq, a predicted model, not a curated record
UUGUAAUCCGUCAUAAAACCAAGAAGAAGAAGAAGAAGAAGAAGAAGAAGAAGAACAGAGAUCACAAACCGAAAGUGAUUUAAAGACUUCUGGAUUCUGUUCCUACACAAGAUCGUCUGAACUACUGCAAACAGAGACACAUUGUCAUGUCCAGGUCCUGAUGAGCAUCUGAUGGUCUUCAGAGACACAAAGAUCUCAGUGUUGAGCUGUUCAUCUGCAGUAUGUCAGAGAAGAGAGGAAAGAUGAGUCUCUCACAGAAACAGAGUGUGAGAUCAGGCUCACAUGUGUCCAGCUCUGUGUCUGUGAAGAGUGACCGGUCAAAAGAUCAUCCACUGAACUUCAGUGAAGAAACACCAUCAGCUGCUGAACGGCUGCAAUAUGAGACGUUAGACUCAGACUUCCAGAUUAACAGCAACCACAAGAACUUCACAGACAAACUCCUAGGAAUCUUCCAGGAUCUUGAAAAUAAAAUAAUCAAAUUCAUAAAAAAUGAGCUGGAAAUGUUUAAAAAAAUAUUACAAAAAGAGAACACACAAAACUUUGUGAAGGACUUUAAUGAGAAUAGAUGCAGUAACAAAGAAGCAGCUCUUGAUCUCACGCUCUGCUUCCUGAGAGAGAUGAAGCAAGAUGAAGCUGCUGAUACUCUAGAAGAUGAGCUGAUCUUCAUUCAUCAGCUAAAAUGUAGCCUAAAGAAGAAGUAUCAAUGUGUGUUUGAAGGAAUUGCAAAGCAAGGUGACUCCACACUUCUGAAUAACAUCUACACAGAUCUCUAUAUCACUCAGGGUUGUAGUGAACAGGUCAAUACUGAACAUGAGGUAAGACAGAUUGAAGUUGCUUCCAGACGUCAUGAAUCGCAGGAGAGGCAGGUUGAAUGCAAAAAUUUGUUUGAAGCACCUGAUCAAGACAAGCAGAUCAGAACUGUACUGACAAAAGGAGUUGCUGGCAUCGGAAAAUCAGUCUCUGUGCAGAAGUUUGUUCUGGAUUGGGCCGAAGGAAAAGAAAAUCAAGAUAUCAGCUUCAUAUUUCCUCUUCCAUUCAGAGAGAUGAACUUAAAGGAGAAAGAAAAACUAAGUUUGAUGGACCUUAUAACUCAGUUUUUCCCAGAGACAAAAGGACUGAAGUUUACAAGAAGAAAUCAUUUCAAAGUCCUGUUUAUUCUCGAUGGAUUGGAUGAAUGUCGACUUCCUGUAAACUUUAAGGAUAAUGAGACGUGGUUUGAUGUAUCAUCACCAGCCUCUCUGGAUGUUCUCCUAACGAACCUCAUCAAGGGAAAUCUGCUUCGUUCUGCUCUCAUCUGGAUCACCACCAGACCAGCAGCUGCCAGUAAGAUUCCUCCUGACUGUAUCGACCGGCUGACAGAGAUACGAGGAUUCAAUGAUGCACAAAAGGAGGAGUACUUCAGAAAAAGAAUCACGGAUGAGAAUCAGGCCAAAGAAAUCAUUGAUCAUGUUAAACAAUCAAAGAGUCUCUUUAUCAUGUGCCACAUCCCAGUCUUCUGCUGGAUUUCAGCCACUGUUCUCCAGAACAUUUUAGAGGAGAAAAUAAAUAAUGUUGUGAAAAAUAAUCAGGCUGAUGAUGCCUCCAAAACACUGCAGGAGUCAAAUACUGAAGACACUCCUAAGACUCUGACACAAAUGUACACACACUUUCUCAGAUUUCAGAUCCAGCAGAGCAGACGAAAGUAUGAUGGAGAAUACACACCAGAUGUUUCCUGGGAUAAAGAUGCCAUCUAUUCACUGGGGAAACUGGCAUUUGAUCAGCUGGAAAGAAACAAUGUGAUCUUCUAUGACACAGAUCUGAAAGCCUGUGGUAUUGACGUCUAUAAGGCAUCAGUGUACUCAGGCAUGUGUACCCAGAUCUUUAAGGAGGAAACAGGGAUUGUUCUUGGUACCAUGUACUGCUUCGUUCACUUGAGCAUUCAAGAGUUUAUUGCAGCUCUUUAUGCACAUCUGUUUCUAGUCAUAAAGCAGAGAAGUAUAUUUGUUCAUGAGUCUACAGAACAUGAAAACAAAAGUGAAACCAUGAUUGAUUUGCUCAAGACUGCAGUGGACAAGGCACUAGAGAGUGAUAAUGGACACCUGGAUCUUUUUCUUCGAUUCCUCCUUGGUUUGUCACUCCAGUCCAAUCAGAGACUCUUACAGGGUCUGUUCACAGAGCGAAAUGGAAAUGACCAGAGCAAAAAAGAAAUAGUCCAGUACAUCAAGCAGAAAUGUGAAGCUGAUCUGUCUACAGAGAGAUCCAUCAAUCUGUUCUACUGUCUGAAUGAACUGAACGACCAAACUCUGGUGAAAGAGAUUCAGACCCACCUUAGCAAAGGAAGUCUCUCAUCUGCUGAUCUUUCACCUGCCCAGUGGUCUGCUUUGGCCUUUGUGUUGUUAACAUCAGAGGAGGAGCUGGAGGAGUUUGAGCUUCAGAAAUUCAAGAAAUCAGACGAGUGUCUCAUUAGAUUAUCAGCAGUCAUCAAAACCUCCAAAAGAGCUCUGUAA